ACAACAAUACACCACAAGACAUGCUCUACUCAGCCACUAUGUCCUCAGGCAACUUUCCCACGCCGGCUGCCCAUUUCUCCCCUCGUGGAAACUCCCUCGGCCUUGGGCCUACGUCCAGGUAAGGUGGGUUGGGCUUACGUGUCCUCUUUUGUUCUAUCAGGGGCCACAUAUAGUGCACGUUCGACAGGAUCCGGAGUGUGGAGUGACACAAUGAGUAAUGGAAACAUCAUUGUCAAUGGGACUGACUGCCAAGAAGAGCUGUGGGGACAGACAAAGCUCACUCGCGGACCACGGUCUCUACGGCUUGGAUUUCUCUCUUUUUCAUUCGCACUCAGCCUUUCACUGCUUUGUUGCUUGUCCUCGUUAUGUUUGGAUGUAUUUUGUUGCCUAGGCUUUAAAAAGGAGUAUUGUUUUCCGCUCUUCACCUCUAGCUGCUUCUCUGCCAACGAACGCAAUACAACAGCAACCAGAGCCACGACAAUAAGCUAGCUUCAACGAGAACCCCAUUUUCAAUUUCAGGUUUUAAACUUUUGAGAAAAAAAAAAAAAAAGAGGUUCAAGAUCUCUCAUUUACCUGACUUCCCUCUCAUUGGCCACAUUUUUCCACUGCUCGUGGCGUAUCAAUGAUGGUCCAUAUUAUCAUUUAUUGACAUUUCAAUAUCUGGGUUGAAGAAUGCCUGUUUUGAAGUUCUCAGGGAUCUGCGGAGUAAUUAGUUCUUGCAAUAAUUUUUCUGCUUUUGGGUAUUGUGGGUCUUCGAGAUGGAAUUCGGUUAAUUGACUGUUUUGGGGACAUGCCAUUUUCGAAAAGACAAUGCCCUGAGCAAUAACCAUACUGGUUAAAAUGUCUCAAUCAAGUUUUCUUGAGUGGACAGUAGUAUAGGCAUGCCAUGACACACUUUGCAUACCAUGUGAGUCCAUGAAUUACAUCCGAUCUAGCACUGAAUCACUCAAGACAGAAUGCAAGUCCAUUUAACUCCUAGGUUCUCAACAAAAUGAUUUUCACGCAGAACAACUUGUGGAUGGAAGUUUCAAGAAUUUCAUAUCUGGUUUUUCUCAUGAUGAUAUGGACUUAUCUCUUGGGCAAAGCUUGGAUGGAAGUUUCAGGAAGUCUAACUCUGUUAUCUCUGCUCACAGUAUUUCUGGAACUUCGGCUUCAAGCAAGUUCUUUCCUACUUCCAGAAAAUUGUUCAAAGGGCUAAAGGAAUAUGGAAGGAAACUCACCAACCUGGAACUUUUCACACAGAGUCUUGAGGAUUGGGUUCUUGAGAAUUCAUGUGCAGAUUUAGCCAAUGAGGAGCAGCAUUUCAGUUCUCCCUUUCUGGUUGAUGAAUUGCACAAGCUUGAUUUAGCAUUGGAGGGGGUGCUAUUUCAGCAGUUGUACCGUAUGCCCUGCUCACGAUCUCUACUAGCUGAUGAGCUUAAAGAAGAUGAGUAUCUUGCACUAGAAGACUUCCUUCAUGUUGUGGCAAAUGGCUUGUGGCGUACUUUUUGGCAUAGAACUGGGCCAUUUCCAUUCUUUGUAUCUUGUCCCCGACAUCCUGGAUCAAAGUUUUAUAGUGUAGAAAAGUCAAUAUCAAGAGGAAGGCUUAAAGAGCUUUGUGGUGUAGCUUUGUUGUCGAAACCUGGGGGUGAGGUGCAAGUUCACUGGGACCAAGUGAUGGAGUUUGUAUUAUUUAAGCAAGAUAUAUUGUCAGGGAAUGAGUUGAAAUUUUCUGCUGGCACAAUUUGUGAAGCUCUAUUUUAUGGUUUUCAUAUACUUGUUUCCAGGAGUUUGAGCAAGAUCAGUACUGUCAGCAGUGAUUCUGUUUUCCUUCUGGUUCUAGACUCUAGAUAUGGAGGGGUGGUAAAAUUUGGUGGUGAUCUCAGCAAACUCGAUUUAAACUCAUCUAACCCAUACCAGGCCAUGGCUGAAUGGAUGAAAGCCCACGCUCAAGUUAGUGUUUCCUCAGUAGAUCGGAUGUGGAACAAAUUAGGGAAUGUGAACUGGGGUGACCUGGGUACCCUGCAAGUACUUUUGGCAACUUUUUACACCAUAGUCCAGUGGAAUGGACCACCAAGAAAGUCAAUAGCCUCAUUAGCUGCAGAUCAUAGCCUCCGCCUUCAGAAGCGUAGGAUAGAGUGUUGCCUUGUUGAGAAUCAAUCUGCAUUGGUUCCCUUCCAGCUGGCUGGUCACCAACAUGGAGAGAUUGUUGAACUUGACCAGAAUGAUAAUUCAUUUCUCAGAAAGCAGGCAUUGCGUUUGAAGCUUAAGAAGGGUGAGAUAUUGCUUUUGGAUGAUCAACGGCAGGGGCAGAAAAGUUUCCAAAUACAGGAGUCUCUUGUAGUAGGGAACAAUUUUCUAUACAGCGCUAUUUCUCUUGAUUAUCCAACGGAGUUGUUGUCUUUAUAUGUAGGUGCCCAUCCAUCCAGACUUGAGCCAUCUUGGGAGGAUAUGAGCCUGUGGUACACUGUACAGAGGCAAACAAAAGUACUAAAUAUUUUGAAGCAACGGGGAAUUUCAAGCAAAUAUUUGCCUGAUAUAAUUGCCUCUGGUCGCAUUUUGCAUUCUGGUCCCUGUAUGAAGCAGAGCCCAGGAGGGCGAUGUGAUCACCCAUGGUGCGGGACUCCAAUACUUGUGACAUCUCCAGUUGGUGAGCCACUUUCAUCUGUUAUUGCUCGGGUUGGCCCAUUCUCCUCUGAGGAAGCAAUCCGCUGCUGCCGAGACUGCUUAGCUGCUCUAAGAAGUGCAGCUAUGACCAGCGUCCAACAUGGUGAUAUUUGUCCGGAAAACAUAAUUCUUGUUGUUGACAUGAAAGGUGCAAGAAACAGUUUUUUGUAUGUACCAAUAUCAUGGGGACGUGCAGUUCUAGAAGACAGAGACAGCCCAGCAAUAAAUUUACAAUUCUCAUCAUCUCACGCCCUUCAGCAUGGGAAACUUUGUCCAGCAUCUGAUGCUGAAAGCCUGGUUUAUCUCCUCUUUUUUAUUUGUGGGGGAAGUAUAGAACAGCAGGAUUCUAUUGAAUCUGCUCUGCAAUGGAGGGAAAGAAGCUGGUCAAUGCGUUUGAUUCAGCAGAAGCUUGGUGAAGUUUCAGCUCUCUUGAAGGCAUUUGCGGAUUACGUUGAUAGUCUUUGUGGAACCCCAUACCCACUUGACUAUGAUAUAUGGUUAAAAAGAUUGAAUAGAGCCGUGGAUGGCUCAGAUGAUAGAGGUAAGAUGAUUGAAGAAGUAGCCAUAACAUUGAGACUAGAGGACGUUGCGGAGUCCUCAGGAACCACUGGAGGUGGUACUUAAGCUUAGUGCUGAGGCAGGGAUGAACUUUGGAUGUUUGCUUUUGUAGCUAAAUUUGGUUUGGAUUCAACCUCAGUUUCUUCAAGAGAUUCUUGGGACUUCAAGAUCUACGGUUUGAUAACUUUUUCAGCAAUAGUUCAUAUUGAAGUUAAGCUGGUUGCAAUUUGUCUGUUGGUUUUCUCUAAUACGAUUUGCAUUGUAAAUUUACUUAAACGGUGACAUACACCAAUCUUGUCCUUUACUGGCCUUUUCAUUUAUUACUCCAAGGAGGACAACCCCAGACCUAAGCAAUCCCAUAAGAAAGAUUAGCCCAAGAUUGACCUCUUGAUUAUUUUCAGCAGGUAUUAUACUGGAUUAUUCAUUCUCCGUGGACAUUCUCAAGUCUAUCAAUUUGUUCCAGUUUAUGAGCUAAUUAUAUGCUACUCAAUGUAAGGGGUGAUUGUUGUAAGAUGUCAGGAAAUUUAAGAUGUGUUAUUA
Molecule: messenger RNA, 3744 nt
Organism: Carya illinoinensis
Lineage: Eukaryota; Viridiplantae; Streptophyta; Magnoliopsida; Fagales; Juglandaceae
Exons: 5
Coding region: 1063-3270 (735 amino acids)
Source: RefSeq, a predicted model, not a curated record